Molecule: messenger RNA, 749 nt
Organism: Aphis gossypii (cotton aphid)
Lineage: Eukaryota; Metazoa; Arthropoda; Insecta; Hemiptera; Aphididae
Gene: Tctp
Product: translationally-controlled tumor protein homolog
Exons: 2
Coding region: 120-641 (173 amino acids)
Cellular component (GO): cytoplasm
Molecular function (GO): calcium ion binding
Source: RefSeq, a predicted model, not a curated record
UGAUUCCGAUUCUUUUGUAUUUCGGGUCUUUUGCCCUCUUUCCACUGCCCUGGCCGCGUGUCAGUAACUAUCUGUCGUUUUUAUUUUUUUACUGUUCAACCCCGGUCUAUUUUUUAAUAAUGAAGAUCUUCAAAGAUAUUUUCUCCGGUGACGAGAUGUUCUCGGACACCUACAAGUUCAAACUCGUUGAUGGCGUCUUGUACGAGGUGUACGGAAAGCUGAUCACACGGAAAGUGGGCGACGUACAGCUUGACGGUGCCAAUCCGUCCGCUGAAGAGGCCAGCGAAGACAAUGAUGAAGCCGUAGAAAGUGGUGUGGACGUAGUGCUCAACCAUCGUCUGAUGGAGACAUAUGCAUUCCCGGAUAAGAAAUCGUUCACUCUGUACCUCAAAGAGUACAUGAAACGGUUAGUGGACAAGAUGGUCGAAAACGGUAGCACUGAGGUGGACGUCUUCAAAACCAAUAUCAACAAAGUUAUGAAAGAUCUGCUCACAAGAUUUAAAGACCUCCAGUUCUUCACAGGCGAAAAUAUGGAUAUUGAAAACGGCAUGGUAGCUAUGCUUGAAUAUAGAGACAUUGGUGAUGACAACGUACCAGUGUUGAUGUUGUUCAAACACGGGCUCGAUGAAGAAAAAUUUUGAACAAAUAUUAUUUGGUUUAAUGAUUCUGUCAUUUUCAAUAUAUUUGCUUAAACAUGAUUCGCUAUACCAACUAUAUUAAGCGAUAUAAACAUAAUUUUUCGAAACAAA